AUGAGCGAUUCCAUGAAGGAAGUUGUCGAGUCGCUCGACCCCGUCUCCAGACGGCUCGUCCCUCCCAACAUCGACUUAGGAGCCCUAGUACCACUCAAGACCACACUCGAACUGCGAGACAACCUCUCCUUAGGUCUCGCCUAUGUCACGCGAGCCCCAACCAGACUUACCAAUGACAUUGUGACGAUUGCUCGAGCCUUGGCCGGUGACGAUGCGGCUAAGAACCUUCCUCAUCUGCGCCGCUGCUCGAAACCCUCAGACCUGCCUCCCCACCUCAAGUCAGAAUUCAUGAACGAAGGAAACGGUAGAGCGAUACAUACUGGAAAGUCCAAUUGGCUCUACAUUCUGCUGGGCCCGAAGGAUGAGAUGCCGUACGAUGAACUGUUGAGAGGUCUCGUCAAUGUUGAUGGCAUUAGGGAUGACAUCUUCAUCGGGAUCAUUCCAGUUCCGCUACUGGCACCUACCUCCCAGGUCCAGGCCAACAUGUGGUCACAGCAGUUCUGGCAGACUGUCUACCGCAAGAACAACCCCUUAGGCCCCCAUCCUAGCAACAUUUGUCGCACUACAUCCGUGGUUUCCCGUGAUGCCUCCAUCUGGAUGACCCUCGCCCACCAGAUCGCCAAGAAGUCCCAGAAAGCUGGGUUCGGAGAACCUAUUGGCGCUGUCAUCAUCAAGCGAACAGUCCCGGGAAAAUCUGAAGCCGCGAGAGGCUCAGGCUCGAAGGAAGACUUCGCAAAGGCAGAUGAGGCUGCGACCAUUUCAACCAGCCUUGAGCUCAUGAAUGGAGAUGGUGCCACAGGCGAUACCACAACUACAGACAGCGACAGUCUUGACAAUGUUCCCAUUGAACACGUCGCUGCCGAGACAAAUAUGACUAUCCCAGAGACCACAAACGGCGUAGAAGGCAGCAACACAUACGAAGAUUCAACCAAGCCAGACUCCCACGAGUCAGAUACAUCUGCACUAGAUCCCGAGGCAAAAGAGACAACACAGAUCGUCGCGAUUGCAGCCGAUGCUCGCUGGCAUCAGCAGACGAAGACUGGCCAAACUGGGAACCCGAUGGCCCACGCUGCAUUGAGAGCCAUCAGUAUGGUGGCACAGAAGCUGGUCAGAGCCGAGGACCGGGCAAAAUCCGAGCCAGGCAUCAUGGACUUCGAGACAUUCCAAGAUAAGCCCCUACUUCAGGACGAAGCUCUGGUCUUCGAGGCAGAGCACCCGUGCCCCGAUGGCUACCUGUGUCACGAACUUGAGCUGUACUUGACUCACGAGCCUUGCACCAUGUGCGCCAUGGCAAUCUUGCAUUCGCGAAUGGGUCGGAUCGUCUUUCGUCACCGUAUGCCGUUGACAGGCGGCAUGAGCUCAGAAGACCGCGGCCACGACUUGUGCGGUGCGUCUGAGCUGUGUGACCGUGGCCCCUGUGGCGGAGGUCAAGGCCUCGGGCUUCACUGGCGCAAGGAGCUGAACUGGAGCAUGUUGGGAUGGGAGUGGGAGACAGACGACGUCGAGCGCUUGACAGUUGACCCGCAUCUGCAUGCAUGA
Molecule: messenger RNA, 1539 nt
Organism: Anthostomella pinea
Lineage: Eukaryota; Fungi; Ascomycota; Sordariomycetes; Xylariales; Xylariaceae
Source: the annotation of a GenBank genome assembly